Molecule: messenger RNA, 1332 nt
Organism: Populus euphratica (Euphrates poplar)
Lineage: Eukaryota; Viridiplantae; Streptophyta; Magnoliopsida; Malpighiales; Salicaceae
Exons: 1
Coding region: 265-1083 (272 amino acids)
Source: RefSeq, a predicted model, not a curated record
UAGAUUAUAACUCCUGCGUUACCCCCUCUCCACGAAGUCAAACGAUACGAAAUUAAAUGAUCAAGGAAGCUUCUGUGGGGCUUUGUUUUGUUCAAACCUUUUAAUUGACUAAUGGCAUGGCUAGCAGCGCUUGGAUCUGGUCCAUACGACACCUUCUUUCUCCACUACAAUCCACAUAACAUAUAUAUGUAGAUAAUCCAAAGCUUACCUCUCAAUCUAAAACACACCUUGUAUACCAAAACAGGAUUCAGAAUUUAUGAUCAGAUGUUCAACUCAUUCAUUUGUGGCAGCUUUAAGAAUCAAUUAGAGGUAGAAGAGGAAUCAUGGAACAGCCCUUCUUCAACACCAGAAAGAUCAAGCGCUCCUGCAACACCAGAAAGAUCAAGCCCUUCUGCAACACCAAGAAAAUCAAGAAAGAGUUCCAAGACUAGCAAGAAUAGCAAGAACCCAUAUUCGUCCCGUGGCCUUGACAAGUUCUCUGCACUUCUAGCGGAACUUGAAGAGAAAAGGCAGAAGAUAUAUUCACAGAUGGGGCCUGAAGAUGUACCCAUGGUUCGUUUCGUCUACUCAAGUUCAAAUGAUUGUAUUCCUCUUAUAAUCAAGGUUAAAGAUCAAAAGCAAGACAAACCCAGGAUCAGUAGCGCUAAUGAUAUCAAAGAAAACCCCAACACUCGCAACAAUGAAGGCUUGGAUAAGUUGCCAAUAGAGGUACCAGUUGAAGAGAAACAAGUCGAGCAACCAAGAAUGGAAACUGCUAGAAAGCCUGAGAAGAAAUCUUUUACAUGGAACAUGAAGUUGCACCGAUGGCGAAGACCUUAUUAUUAUAUGCCAGUUGCUCUCAUCUUGAUUUUGUUAUUGGUGGUUCUGUUUGGGCGAUCAGUUGCUAUAUUAUUGACCUCUCUUGCCUGGUAUAUAGUCCCUGCAUUGAGUACAAAAAAGCCAUCACAGAAGAAAGAUUAUGUCAGAAGAUUAAGUGAGCCCAAGAUGAUGUUUAAUCAUGGGGUAUCUUCUCCCGCGAGAAAGAGUACUGGCUCUACGGCCGAUAAAUGGCCUCGACAACACGGGCAACAAAAAAGCUUCUGAAGAUGGUUCGGUUCGAUCGAUCAACCUCAUCUCUCCAUUUUUUCUUUUCUUUGCCUUUUGGGGUUUAGAUUUUGCUUCUUUUGUUAAUAGAUGCACAGAAUUUUUGGUUCCAAUGUUAGAUGUGUUUGGAAGUUUCAAACCCUCCUUGGAAUUUUCCAUAAUUGUAAAUUAAUUACACCAGUAUUAAGGGUUAGGUUGAUUUAAUUAAAUGCAGAGCUCCCAUACCUCAUGUUUCUUUGUAUUUGGAUU